CAUUUAGAUCCGCACUGAUGAAGAACACGCCCAACAUGGUAAAAGGUGCUGCUCAUCUCUACGUCCUGCCUAUGGUCUUCAUGGCAUUUGUCACUGUAGCUAGUUGCCUUGGAGGGCAAAUUAAAAAAUUCACAUACAACAAUAAUGGAUUCGGCACGUACAGUUUUGAAUAUGAGACAUCAGAUGGUACGUAUAGAAGGGAAGAUGGUGGGAUCCUGCCCGGCCCAGGUGGUAGCUCGCUAGUCGUACGAGGAGAGUACGGGUAUAUUGACUCCAGAGGAAAGCCCUACUCAAUGAAAUAUGUAGCAGAUGCCAGUGGCUUUCACCCAAGAGUCAAUGACGAUUAUACGAGGUUCAAUGACAGAAGAAUUAUUUGAUACUGUGAUAUUAAAGUUUU
Molecule: messenger RNA, 397 nt
Organism: Helicoverpa zea (corn earworm)
Lineage: Eukaryota; Metazoa; Arthropoda; Insecta; Lepidoptera; Noctuidae
Product: endocuticle structural glycoprotein ABD-5-like
Exons: 3
Coding region: 18-377 (119 amino acids)
Cellular component (GO): chitin-based extracellular matrix
Molecular function (GO): structural constituent of chitin-based larval cuticle
Source: RefSeq, a predicted model, not a curated record